UCGCCUUUACUGCAGCUGAGCAUGCGCAGGAGACUUGCGUGCCAUAGCAACCGGAUCAGCGACAGUAGCAACCGUAAUGGCAAAAGCAACAACUAUUAAAGAAGCUCUAGCCAGAUGGGAAGAAAAAAAUGGCCAGAAGGCAUCGGAGGCCAAGGAGGUGAAACUAUAUGCCCAGAUUCCUCCUGUAGAGAAGAUGGAUGCAUCUCUGUCCACACUUGUUAACUGCGAGAAGUUGUCUCUGUCUACAAACUGCAUUGAAAAAAUCGCCAACCUGAACGGCCUAAAAAACUUGCGGAUUCUUUCAUUGGGGAGAAACAACAUAAAGAAUCUGAAUGGGCUGGAGGCAGUUGGAGAUACAUUAGAGGAGCUGUGGAUCUCAUACAACUUAAUUGAGAAGCUGAAGGGCAUCCAUGUCAUGAAGAAGCUGAAGAUUCUCUAUAUGUCCAAUAAUUCGGUGAAAGAUUGGGGAGAGUUUGUGAGACUGGCAGACUUGCCAUUCCUGGAGGAUCUGGUGUUUGUGGGCAAUCCACUGGAAGAGAAAUACUCUGCCGAUCAGCAGAGCAGCUGGGUCGAGGAAGCAACCAAACGAGUGCCCAGGCUGAAAAAACUAGAUGGUGUCCCAGUUAUUAAACAAGAAGAAGGUGAAGAAGGAGAAAACUAACACAACUCUUUCUUGUGUGGUAUUAUAUUAUUUAAGUUUCUUCAGAGCAAUUCAGCACACAAAGCUUUUGUAUAAAUGUUUGUUUCAAAGAAAAUAUUUGGGUAAUUUUUUUUAACUAACUCAUCUCCAUACUCUCCUUUCCUCACCCAAAGAGUUAAUUACUAAAACAUGGGGAUACUGACUUUGUACAUUUCACGUGCUCUUCUGUGAGGACUAUUGAAAGUGAGAUUGUCUGUCUGAUUAAUUUAACGAGAGACCUUAACUAAAACUACGUACUGAUUUUUA
This is a messenger RNA of Caretta caretta (loggerhead turtle), 946 nucleotides long. RefSeq names its product dynein axonemal light chain 1 (gene DNAL1). The record is from RefSeq and is a predicted model, not a curated record. Gene Ontology annotation, cellular component: cytoplasm. Lineage: Eukaryota; Metazoa; Chordata; Testudines; Cheloniidae. Gene Ontology annotation, biological process: outer dynein arm assembly. Gene Ontology annotation, molecular function: alpha-tubulin binding; dynein heavy chain binding.